Panicum hallii is the source of this 840-nucleotide messenger RNA. Its product is annotated as protein SPIRAL1-like 2. Gene Ontology annotation, cellular component: cortical microtubule, transverse to long axis. The record is from RefSeq and is a predicted model, not a curated record. The transcript has 2 exons. The coding region runs from base 143 to 469 and encodes 108 amino acids. NCBI's taxonomy places the organism in Eukaryota, Viridiplantae, Streptophyta, Magnoliopsida, Poales, Poaceae. Gene Ontology annotation, biological process: cortical microtubule organization.
GGCGCGUCGGCGGCCGCCGCGGCGCUCCCUUCUAUUAAUAGCAAGGCCCUCCGGCGAGCAACGGUGGCAUUGCGACGCAACUUCGUCGUCCUCUCCUAGCUGAGAAACAGGCAGCUCGACCGCAGGCAGAGGUAGCCGGAGGAUGGGGCGUGGCCGGGGCGUGAGCUACGGCGGCGGGCAGAGCUCGCUGAACUACCUCUUCGGCGGCGGCGGCGACGAUGCACCCGCGCCGCGUGCCAAGCCGCCGCCGGUCGCGGCAGAGCAGAGGGCGGCACAGCCGGCCGCGGCGGCCUCCGACAAUGAGAAGCUGAAGGGGAUCCCGGCCGGCGCCCGGAGCAGCCAGACCAACAACUACUUCCGGGCACAGGGCCAGAACUGCGGCAACUUCCUCACGGACCGCCCGUCGACCAAGGUGCACGCGGCGCCGGGCGGCGGCUCGUCGCUCGACUACCUCUUCGGCGGCAAGUGAUGGCCGCCUUCCCGGUGCAGGCUUGAGAGCGAAACUGAGCUCGCUCGAGAACGCCACCUACUUCGUAUGCUUGGAGUUCAGUAGCACAUCAUCAUAACCUGCUUCUUGUACGGUUACUUUCCAAGAAUUGUCCAUGUUUAACUCUGUGAUCUUCAUUGGUGUCUGUCUCAUCAAUCAUCACGACAUCACUCAUCAGUACUCUUAGUGAUUGGUGUUUGUCUCAUCAGUCCUCUUGUGUGAGCUCAGCUGCUUGUGUGAAUGUCAAAAACUGACUUGUCCAGUCGUCAGUAACAAGCCUUCCCUGUUCUUGGGCUGUUCAUCAGAAAUUGUACUCAAGUGUUCUUAAGACUUAAAUUACUAAUGAUCCAGCU